GUUUCUAAAGAAAUGGCUGAUUUUGAUCAGCCAGGCUAUCCAAUCGAAAGUGAAGAGUUUGACAGCAUACUGCUGGCUGAAAUAGACAUGGCACCUUGUUCCAUGGAGCCCCCGAAAGAGAAACCUCCUCCACCACCAGUUGAAUCUGAGCUCUCUGAUGAUGAUGUCAAAGAAGAACCAGCUGUAAAGUUGAGGGGUGAUACUUCUAAAAAUGUCAAGAAAGAACUGUUAAAGAGAAGGUCAGACUUUUUAGGGAUCAAUUUGCCAGACGAUGAUGAAUCUGAACCAGAUGAACAGGUUAUCCAACCACCACCUGCUAUCGAAGAACUACUGGUAUCUGAACGAGAAUUACAACGACAGCAACGCUUACAACUGCAGUCAGACUUGCUGCUUAAAAAUCAAGGAUCUGAAGAGACUGAAAGCUUGUUAAGUAUACAGAGAUCAAAGAGCCAAACAGAACUUGAUACUAGAAACUUGCCACAGCAUCAAAGACAGUAUAGUUACCCUGACGAUCAAAGUUUGGAAGAAGAUGAGGAAAUUGCACGAAAAGAAAGAGAAAUUAUUGAAAAUCUAGAACGAGAAGAGAGGAAUCAACAAGAAAUAGACAGAGAUGAGCAAGAGCUGAGUAUUGCUGACCAACCAAUUUGUGUAAUGGAAGAAGAUGAGAGAAUUCGAAGACUUCAGGAAGAAAGGAGAAGAAUGUCAGAAGAACGAACGAGGAGGGAGGAGCAGCGGAUAAGAUUGGAAGAAGAGAGUCAGUUCUCUGACAAAAAAGAGUGUUCUCGACAGGCAAUGUUUGAAGAUGAUAGUAAAUCAGUUAAUCCAACUGACGACCCAGUUUUUCAAUCAGAACAUAGUUAUCAGUUUGUCCAGCCUCAGUGGAAAGGCGAUCUUAGAACAACAGUCCCUUCUAAUGUAUCCUCAACUACUACUUACCAGAAAAUUUGGUCCCAGAGAGACAACAGAGAACCUUCUGUUAGGGAUAAUUACGUGUCCCAUAGCCCAACAGAAGAUAAUGUUUGGGCUAGAGGAGAGAUGAUCCGGGCAAGUCGCAAGCCUCAGGGAUUGGACCACCAGCCUUUUGGAGAAACUUUGAAUGUUAAUGGACGGGAGACCGUUACUG
Limulus polyphemus (Atlantic horseshoe crab) is the source of this 1123-nucleotide messenger RNA. RefSeq lists its product as uncharacterized. NCBI's taxonomy places the organism in Eukaryota, Metazoa, Arthropoda, Merostomata, Xiphosura, Limulidae. The record is from RefSeq and is a predicted model, not a curated record. The annotation marks the transcript as partial. The transcript has 6 exons.